CCCGCUGUAGAGUCAGUGAAACAGGCGCUGUUACAGGGAGUGGAUACACUUGUCGGCUCAGCUGAUCUGAAUGGCAACAAUAUUUUGGAAAUAGUCGUAAACAUUUUCAUCUAAUGAGGUAACGAGUACCGUAAGGAUCGCACUAAAUAAGGUUAUAGCAGCAGCAGAUCCUCAGGGGAACGAGAGAAGCCUUGUGAAUAUUUGGUGAAGCAUCAGUGGUAGCAGCGGCGACACCUGGUCUCCUGAGUCUCUGCGUUCGCUUUCAUCCUCAUCAGAGUGGCGGAACAAGAUGGGGAAUGGAUUAUCAGAGCCCCAUGCCAUCUUUCCCUGCCUGCCGUCCUUUCAGGCCCUGCACAUUGUUAUUCUCGGCUUGGACUGUGCCGGUAAGACUACUGUGUUGUACCGGCUUCGCUUUAAUGAGUUCGUGAACACCGUUCCCACCAAAGGCUUCAACACGGAGAAGAUCAAGGUGAAUCUCGGUGGGAAAAGCCGGACUGCAACCUUUCAUUUCUGGGAUGUAGGAGGUCAGGAAAAACUCCGGCCUCUGUGGCGCUCCUAUACGCGGUGCGCCGACGGCCUUGUGUUCGUAGUGGACUCAGUAGAUGCUGAACGCAUGGAGGAGGCCAAGACGGAGUUGCAUAAGAUCACACGGCUACAGGAGAACCAGGGGGUGCCCGUGUUGGUGGUGGCUAACAAGCAGGACCUGCGCAGCGCAUUGCCACUAGGUGAAGUCGAACAGAUGUUGGCACUGAACGAGCUCGGCUCUCAUACGCCUUGGCACCUCCAACCGGCCUGUGCCAUCAUCGGAGAAGGUCUACAAGAAGGCCUGGAACGUCUCCACUCCAUGAUCAUCAAGCGGAGAAAGAUGAUGAGGCAGCAGAAGAGGAAAAGAUGACUGUUUGGUGAAGGGAUGUGAGCUGGAUGUGGUGGUAGGCCUCUAUGAUGGCUCUGCUGGUGAUGUGCCAUGGGCCGUUGUGGCCCUGCGCUCCUGGAAUUAUUCUUUCGGCGGGCUGAGUUUUAUCAGUCAGAUGGUUCUGGAUAAAUACAGGUCAGAGACCGCAAGAGGACAAUAUUGAUUUACCACUUUGGUUGUUGGAUUGUAACAGCGGUGGAAUGAUCACAUGGAACUUUUACAUCAAUACAAGUGUUACAAAAUGUCAACAGGUCUUAUGGUACAUUGAGUUCUCAUGAAGGACAACACUGGACAUGAACUUGUAAAUGACGAAGACCUAUCCCUAAAGUCUUUGUCCUUGCGUCUGAAGUGUUACACGUAUCCUAGCAUCCUAGCAUUCAUGUAAAGUCUUGAAAUGGAAGGAUUGAUUACCAAAGCUGCCAUGAACAUCAUGAGAAAUCCAAUGUAUACAUUCAGGUGAUGUUUCCCCCAUUGGUUUUAUCCAGAAUGGCCAACCGUCAUUUUCCCUGGGUGUUUGUUGUCCCGGUGGACCAGGGGAACCAGAAUAAGCUUUAUGGAUCACUUGUUUGGGAAUGCACAAAUGUUGAAAUCAGAGUGGAGAAAGGUUGACCACUAAAGUAGUUCAACAGGUGAAUGUGGUAACUGUCAAGAGGUUAACUCAACAUGUUGAUGCAGUAACUUCUCCCAAGUUUGAGGACUACUGGUGUCAUUUCUAGCUGUACCCACAUUGUGUGCUUCCCUGAACGACAAGAGAUGUUUAAAUGCACUUUAGCAAUUCCCUUUUCUAAUCUAUGAACUUGCAGCAUCUGAUUUUUUUGUAAAGAGUUUAUCAUGCUACAAAAAGAAGUAAUGUAUUGCUUCAAGUGAAGCAUUUUUUUUUUUUUUUUUUUAAUAUCCACUGUUCCACAUUCAAAUAUGUCAGUUUGUCACUUAGUGCUCGUGUGUUGGGGGAUGUUCAUAUUUAUGUGUCAGAAUUUGUACACUUUGAAUAAAUCCACAACUACACUAAACAUCAUGUUUUGAGUCCUCAUUACUACCUGUUGCAUGACACACUCAUGCUAAUUAUCAAAGUUUAUGACCUGACCACGUCUCUAAUUGCAUUUUUAGUCUGAUAAUCGUUUGACGCACUUCACAGUUGAGUCACAGAAGGUUGUUCCUUUAUGUAGUCAUUACGACAUGCAAAAGUGAACUGUACACGUCCCGUUCUAGGCAUGCGACCAAACAAGAUGUACUUUGUAUGUCAUUGAACACCUAUAUAAAGGUUAAAGGUGCUGCAAGAGUACAAUUAUUGCAUCUCCAUAU
Molecule: messenger RNA, 2215 nt
Organism: Onychostoma macrolepis
Lineage: Eukaryota; Metazoa; Chordata; Actinopteri; Cypriniformes; Cyprinidae
Gene: arl4ab
Product: ADP-ribosylation factor-like 4ab
Exons: 2
Coding region: 290-895 (201 amino acids)
Biological process (GO): vesicle-mediated transport; intracellular protein transport
Cellular component (GO): cytoplasm
Molecular function (GO): GTPase activity; GTP binding
Source: RefSeq, a predicted model, not a curated record